Molecule: messenger RNA, 813 nt
Organism: Arxiozyma heterogenica
Lineage: Eukaryota; Fungi; Ascomycota; Saccharomycetes; Saccharomycetales; Saccharomycetaceae
Gene: ACF4
Product: Acf4p
Exons: 1
Coding region: 1-813 (270 amino acids)
Source: RefSeq, a predicted model, not a curated record
AUGCAGCGUAAUGUCAGUACCCCAUUGGAAUUACAUGAAUUGAAUAUAGUUAAUAAGUUAAAUACUGAUCUUUGUAUGUCAAAAAUAAUGACAGGAAGUUCCAAGAACGGAACCAAUGCAUCGAGUGUGGCUCCAACUACCCCAAAGAAAGGGCAAUCAUCUGAUAUUCCAAUGAGUGGGCCAAGAUUAAAUAUAAAGACAACGGUUAUAUCACCAAAGAAAAACGAGUUGAAUCAGUCAGAUUCAGAGUUUGAUGAAAGGGAAAAAUUAUAUAAAUUGGCACAAAAGAAAAGAGAGAUCAGUGAGUUGGAGAUGAAAUUGGUGCAAUUGAAGAAAGAACUGAAGAUUAUGGAACAAGAAUUGAAGCCUAUAUUAAAUAAGAUUCAUUCAAAAGUUGUGGACACGAAAAACAACAGAAUUAAAAGCAAGGAGCAGGGUGGUGGUAAUCGUGCUGAUAGUAACCUUGACAAUAGUAACCAACAUAAUGAUGAUAAUGAUAAUGAUAAUUAUUAUGGUUUUGCCGAUAAUAAUGACCCUGAUAGCUCGUUAAUCAACAUAUCUCAACAUAUACCAAGUAAAUUCAAAGAAAAUAAGUUUGUCAAAACUUUAUUAAAUAAAUUUAAUGAAUUCAAUGUUAAUGAAGAUGAGUUUGAUGAUCAUGUUCGAUCACAGAAUGAUUCAAGUUUUUAUUUAAGAGAAGGUUAUAAUUUAGGUGAAGAUGAGUUGGAAAGAGAGGCAGAAGAAGAGAUCGGCUUUCUUCAAAAAUUUAAUAAAUGGCAAAAUAAACAGAUUAACAAACAAGCAAACAAAUAA